Messenger RNA from Culex pipiens pallens (northern house mosquito), 603 nucleotides. RefSeq lists its product as uncharacterized. Bases 1 to 603 code for a protein of 200 amino acids. NCBI's taxonomy places the organism in Eukaryota, Metazoa, Arthropoda, Insecta, Diptera, Culicidae. The transcript has 4 exons. The record is from RefSeq and is a predicted model, not a curated record.
AUGAAAACAGGAAGAGCACGAAUCACAGAAGAUCCAGUUAACAUUCUUCUUCUUCUUCGGCCUCCCACGGAUUGCGUAACUUUCCUGCAUCCAACUUUGACACACCUCACCCUCGUGCCACUGUUGCUGGCGGCCAUCACCCAAAUAGCUAAUGCCCAAAUCGUAGCGCUGGGAGCAUGCCCGAAAGUUCCACAAGUCGCCGACUUUAAUCCCCAGCGGUACGGGGGCCUCUGGUACGAGCAGGAAAAGUAUCCGUUCAUCUUUGAGCUGGGCGGAAAAUGCGUAACGGCCGAAUAUUCCCUAAGUGCGGACAGUACCAUAACGGUUGUGAAUCGCCAGAUAAGCACGAUUCAACUCGCCGUUCCCAUCAUACUGCUGGCAAGCAGUUUGCUAUCUAUUGAGGCACAAAUCGCCUCGCUGGGAAUAUGUCCGGAUGUGCCCAAGCAGCACGAUUUUCAUCCCGAACGAUUUGUCGGUCUGUGGUACGAACAGGAGCGAUAUCCUAAUGUGUUCGAGCUGGCGGCCAAAUGUGUCACCUCGGAGUACUCAAUGAACGCGGAUACCACGUUUACGAUCACAAACAAGCAAAUUAAUUCACUGUAA